This is a messenger RNA of Pteropus alecto (black flying fox), 942 nucleotides long. RefSeq names its product single-pass membrane protein with coiled-coil domains 2 (gene SMCO2). The coding region runs from base 1 to 942 and encodes 313 amino acids. The record is from RefSeq and is a predicted model, not a curated record. The transcript is spliced from 8 exons. NCBI's taxonomy places the organism in Eukaryota, Metazoa, Chordata, Mammalia, Chiroptera, Pteropodidae.
AUGGACCACUUCUCGGACAAAUCAGAUGUUGAGGAAGGCCUCUUCUCUGAAAACUCUCAAACUGACUACCUUCAAGAGGUGGAGACUAAAAAAUGGAAUAUGUUGGAGCUGGAGGCUGAGCAUAACCAGGACCUGAAGAGUGAACAGGAUGAGGAAGAAACAGUUCAACAUGAGGAUCCUCAAGUGUCCACCUCUUUGGAGUUUUCAGAGGAGAACAUCACUGAACUGAGUCAGGAGAACAUGUUCUUCCAGCUAAACCACUGGAAUACACAGAUGGGUCUACAAGUGGAAGAACUCGGAGCUGAUCACAUAGGCUGGAUGGAGAAAAUUAACAAUAUUAUACAAAAAAUAAACAUAACAGAAACCACAGUGAAGAGCUUAUUAAAUGAGGUGGUAUCCUUGGAAGGCCAAAUCGAAAAGCUGGAGUCACACCAGGACCUUGACCCUGCUCAGGAAACAAACAUUGAGGAGAAGAUCACGGAAAUUAAAAAGCAAUUAGGAGAAAUGGAUAACAAAUUUGUCCAGGCAGAUGCUUGUAAUGAAGCUCAUGAAUUAAAGGAGAAACUUGUUGCAAGAAUAGAGAACUUUUGCAAGGACAUGUCUGUGCUGGAUUCAAAACUGGGGAUGUACCAAAAGCAAGCAGGGAACAGAGACUCUCAAAGUCCUGGAGAAGUGGAGCCCCUGCUUCUUCAGACUUCACCACCCCCCUUAGUGCAGAAUUCUCCUCCUCGUAUUACAAUGUGGAAACGUGCACUGAGGAUUUUCAUCAUGUUUUAUGUCCUCACCAUUACUGGUCUUUCAUGUUAUAUACUGUUUUUUGAUGCUACAUUUAUCUUUGAAAGAGUGCUCCCUACAAUGCUUGGGCGCCGUGGAAUGUGGGAACUACGGGAAAUUAUCACGCCUUUCUUGAAUUUAGAAGUGGAAGACUUGUUACCCUCCUAA